Molecule: messenger RNA, 852 nt
Organism: Camellia sinensis
Lineage: Eukaryota; Viridiplantae; Streptophyta; Magnoliopsida; Ericales; Theaceae
Source: RefSeq, a predicted model, not a curated record
AUGAGUACCCAACCACCAUCACAAUCUCCAACAACUACAAAGAGCAAGGGAAAAACUUCCCAAAACUCCGAACCCUCACAAAGUUUAAAGGCACAUUGGGACACAAAAUCCAUUGAAAUUUUUGUCAAACUUUGUGUGGAGCAAGUGAAAGCAGGUCACAGACUUGGUACACACUUAGAUAGGGUUGGUUGGGAAGCAGUUAUUAACAAGUUCAAAAUUGCAACUGGAACGUUAUAUGUUCGCCUUCAGCUUAAAAAUCGUUGGGAUACCUUAAAAAAGGAGUGGGAUCUUUGGAAAAAUCUAUUGAGAGGUGAGACUGGGCUAGAGUUAGAUCCCUUGACUGGGGCUAUCAUGGCAUCUGAUGAUUGGUGGAAUUUGAAGCUGCAGGCAUACACCCCAAGCUCUGGAGUGUUUAUUGACACUAAGGGAUCUCACACCCCACUUGGUGAUGAUACUGAUAUAAAAAUCCAUCCGUCUGAAUUGAGCAACCAAUGUCGUCGCCAAAAAGAGGGUCUAUCAAAGAAGCAAAAGGGAAACAAAAAACAAUCAGCUGCCGGUGAGUUGAAUAAGACACUUAACCGUAUUGUCAACGCAAUAGAGGCAUCAUCUUCAACUGGUACACAGGAUGUUACUAUGCAAAAUCCGCACACAAUAACUGAGUGUUUAGCUAAGAUUAGCACAAUCUCUAACAUUAGUGAAGGCGAUGACCUUUUAGUUUGGGCUGCAAGGUUGUUCAUGAAAUCCUCACUCUGUGAGUUUUUCAUGGCUUUGCCUAAUGAUGUGUUACGUUUGAAGUUUAUUAAUCUUGAAAUUGCCUUGGAAAAGGCUCACAUUUUUGGUUAUCGUGAUUAG